UCACCUGUCUAUCAACAUGAAUGUGUUAACUCCUUUGCUGGAAAAAUUUUUCAUAUUUCAUCAAAUUUUUAAUAAAUUUUUUCUCAGAUUCAUAACUGAUUUUGCUUCAUUGUGCUUGCAAAAUAUGGGAGACUCUGGUUUUAAUAAAUUUCAGUUUUCAAUUGAUAGAGGUGGAACAUUCACAGAUGUCUUUGCAAAAUGCCCAAAUGGGAAAACCAGAGUGAUGAAACUGCUGUCUGUGGAUCCAAAUAAUUAUGCAGAUGCUCCAACAGAAGCUAUUAGAAGGAUAUUGGAAGAUGAAACUGGAACAAAAAUGCCACCUAGCAAACCAAUUGAUACAUCGGAGAUUGAUUUUAUACGCAUGGGAACAACUGUAGCUACGAAUGCUUUGCUUGAAAGGAAGGGUGAACGAAUGGCACUGGCUAUAACAAAAGGAUUCAAAGAUUUGCUCUAUAUUGGGAAUCAAUCAAGACCCAAGAUUUUUGAUUUGAAAAUUGAAAUACCUGAUGUUCUUUAUGAAGAAUUAGUUGAAGUUGAUGAAAGGAUAAUACUCCAUCAAAAACAUUGUGAAUUAGGAUUGAAUGAACCAAUUCGCGGUGAACAUACUGAUGAAAAGUUACAUGUUACGCAAGAGGUCGAUGAAGUCACAUUACGCAAAGAUCUUCAAUCUGUAUUAGAUAAAGGAAUUAAAAGUCUUGCAGUAGUCUUGAUGCAUUCAUACUUGUAUCCUAAUCAUGAAAGGAGAGUUGGUGAAAUUGCAAGUGAGAUGGGUUUCACUCAGGUUUCUUUGUCAUCUGUCGUCAUGCCAAUGGUGAAAAUUGUUUCAAGAGGAUUUACAGCUUGUGUUGAUGCUUAUCUCACUCCUUGUAUUAAACAAUAUCUCAAUGGAUUCCAGUCAGGAUUUGAUGAAAAUUUGAAAAAUGUGAAACUGUUAUUCAUGCAAUCAGACGGCGGUCUCACUCCUGUUGACAAAUUUACUGGAAGUAAAGCAAUAUUAUCAGGACCAGCAGGAGGAGUUGUUGGUUAUGCAUUGACAGCUUAUUCUGAUGAAAAUAAGUUACCUGUUAUUGGUUUUGAUAUGGGAGGUACAUCGACUGAUGUUAGUAGAUACGCUGGACAAUAUGAACAUAUUUUUGAAACAACAACUGCUGGAGUUACAAUCCAAGCACCUCAGUUGGACAUCAACACUGUGGCAGCGGGAGGGGGAUCGAUGUUGUUUUUCCGUAGUGGAUUGUUUGUUGUUGGUCCCGAGUCAGCUGGUGCUCAUCCUGGUCCUGCUUGUUACAAGAAAGGCGGUCCCUUGACUGUCACUGAUGCCAAUCUAUGUCUUGGACGACUUUUACCAAGUCAUUUCCCAAAAAUCUUUGGACCAAAGGAGAAUGAAGCACUUGAUAUUGCUGUAACAAGACAAAAAUUUACUGAGAUGACCAAAGAAGUGAAUCAGUUCAUGAAGUCACAAAAUUCAAGCCAUACCCAACUCUCCAUCGAAGAAGUAGCAAUGGGUUUUAUAGAAGUUGCAAACGAAUCUAUGUGUCGACCAAUCAGAGCCCUCACACAGGCGAAGGGACAUGAUACUUCACGUCAUGUACUUGCAUGUUUUGGAGGAGCAGGAGGACAACAUGCCUGUGCCAUUGCAAGAUCUUUGGGAAUGUCCAAAGUUUACAUACACAAAUACUCUGGUAUUUUAUCUGCAUAUGGGAUGGCACUUGCUGACGUAGUACAUGAAGCACAAACUCCUGCUUUAUGUGAAUAUAGCAAAGAAAAUGUAUCGUCCAUUGAUUCCCAACUUGAAAGUUUGAUUAAACAAUGUACAGAAGAAUUAUUAAGUCAAGGAUUUAAGAAAGAUCAGAUCAAUUGUGAACCUUUUCUAAACCUAAAAUACGACGGUACUGACUGUGCAUUGAUGUGUUCACCCCAUGGUACAAUGAUGAAGAGAAACACUUCAACUCAUGGAGAUUUUCUUUCUACUUUUACUUCAAGGUACAAAACAGAAUUUGGUUUUAUAAUCCCUGGUAGAAAAGUAAUGGUGGAAGACAUCAGAGUACGAGGUACUGCUAAUUAUGGAGUUGGUGAUGAGAAUAAAAAAGAAAAAAGUGGAAAACCACCAAGAAUCGAAACGACAACAAAUUGUUAUUUUGCUGGUGGAAGUAAAGACACAAAAGUGUAUUUACUUGAAGAUCUAUAUUCUGAUCACACAAUCACGGGACCAGCGAUAAUCAUUGAUAAGAAUAGUACAAUAUUAGUUGAACCUGACUGUACUGCGGUUAUCACAGAUGAAGGUGAUAUUUGCAUUACCAUUGGCGAUGGGAUUCACAAGAAAGUUGACACUGAACUGGAUUCAAUCCAACUCUCAAUAUUUUCACACAGAUUCAUGAGCAUUGCUGAACAAAUGGGAAGAAUCUUGCAAAGAACUUCCAUAUCCACAAAUAUAAAGGAACGUCUUGAUUUCUCUUGUGCAUUAUUUGAUCCUGAUGGUGGACUUGUAUCUAAUGCUCCUCAUAUUCCUGUUCAUCUGGGUGCCAUGCAAGAAGCAGUUCAAUACCAGAUGAGGGCUCUUGGAGACGAUUUGAAAGAAGGAGAUCAUAUUCUAUCAAACCAUCCUUGUGCUGGAGGAAGUCAUUUGCCUGAUCUUACUGUCAUUACACCGGUAUUUCAUCCGAGCAAAUCAAAACCUAUAUUUUUUGUUGCAAAUCGAGGACAUCAUGCUGAUAUCGGUGGUUUAGUUCCAGGUUCAAUGCCUCCUAAUUCCAAAUCAAUCCAUGAAGAGGGUGCCGUAUUUAUUUCUUUUAAACUUGUAAAAGAUGGAAUUUUUCAGGAGAAACAGGUGUCAAAAGUUCUAAAGACUCCAGUAAAAAAAAUUCCUGGCUGCAGUGGAACUAGGAAUCUUCAUGAUAAUCUAGCUGAUUUAAGAGCGCAAGUUGCAGCCAAUCAGAGAGGUAUAAAGUUAGUCACAGAACUGAUAGAUUACUACGGAUUAGAAGUUGUUCAGGCAUAUAUGAAACAUAUACAAGAAAAUGCUGAAGUUGCUGUUCGAGAUAUGUUGAAAGAUAUUGCACAAAAAAAUAAAGAAAAAUACAAUUCAUCUACUGGUUUAACAACAUUGGAAUCAGAAGAUUUCUUGGACGAUGGUUCUUGUAUAAAACUUAAGAUUGAAUUGGAUGGAGGAAAGGGUACUGCACUCAUUGAUUUCACAGGAACAGGCUCUAUGGUACAUGGUAAUUUGAAUGCGCCACGAGCUGUAACACUAUCAGCUCUGAUAUAUUGCUUGAGAUGCAUGGUUGGAUAUGACGUUCCAUUGAAUCAGGGUUGUCUUGCUCCUGUUAAAGUUAACAUUCCCAAAUGGAGUCUUCUUGAUCCAAUUGAAGACGCAGCUGUGAUUGGUGGAAAUACUUUGACGUCACAAAGGAUAACCGAUGUUGUGUUCAGAGCAUUCCAGACUUGUGCUGCUUCGCAGGGUUGUAUGAACAAUGUAACAUUUGGGGAUGCAAAAGUUGGAUAUUACGAAACAAUAGCAGGAGGAGCUGGUGCUGGACCAACAUGGCAUGGGCGGAGUGGAGUUCACACUCACAUGACAAAUACAAGAAUAACAGAUCCUGAAAUCCUGGAAAGAAGAUAUGCAGUUAUUCUUCAACGCUUUCAUCUGAACCCUAGUACCGGAGGUCAUGGUCGUUACAAAGGCGGAGAUGGAGUUAGGAGAGAAAUAUUAUUUCGCAAAGAUCUUGUGCUUUCUGUCUUGUGUGAGAGGAGAGUGUUCUCACCUUAUGGAAUGGCAGGUGGUCAACCUGGAGCAAAAGGACAGAAUCUAUUGAUACGUCACAAUGGUCCCAUGAUCAACUUGGGUGGAAAGAACACACUGGAUGUUCAUGCAGGGGAUGUUUUCCGCCUUUUAUCACCUGGUGGGGGAGGUUAUGGAACUGCAGAAGAUGAAAAUAGUGAACCUAGUGAAGCAAAACGCAGAAAACUUGAAAAUGAUGGAAAUUCAACAAAUCAUGAAUUUGUACCACGUGGAAGUAUCUAUGAAUACCAGCAAACUCAACAAGCACAUUAGGUUUUUAAUCUAGAUUAAAUUGUUUUACACAUACAUGGUGAUCCAAACAAAGCGGAAACCAUAAAUUUUUAAUUACUUCUGCAGAAAUUAGGAUAAUUUAUUUAACAUUCGAACUUCUAUUUGUGUAUGAUUGUACCCAAAAGUUUCCGUAAUCCAAGACGUUAUGCACAAACGUUAUGUUCUCUCUAGAUUAAUAUAUUCGAAAUGACAUGGGUAUGUUUUUCGUGGUUCGCCAAUAUAAGUUUUAUGCUCUCAGUGUUUGAGUUAUACUAUACUACUUCUAGAAUUCUAUAAUCUUGGAAAAACAUUUUCUUAGAUUGUGAGAUUAAAAAAUUUGAUACUCUUAUGUAAUCAUGCUUUACCAGAAUUAUCAUUUUUUAGGUAAUUCUUGCAUUUAUUUCAUUUUACUAGUGAAAUUUAAUUUAUGUUUACAUGAUAUAUUAUGACAAAGCUAUAACUAAUUGUAGGCAAAAUAGUACAUUCAUAUCAUUUAUACGGUGUUAGUGGUGCCUAUUCGUCAUCAAAACCAAUUAUUUAACCAAUUUAAUAGGAGGAUAUAUAAAUAAAAGGAACGAAACAAAUCACGAAACGGGUAUCGGCCUGUUGCAGUUAACGAGGGGGUCGCGAAAGACUCCAAGAGCCGUCUAGUCAACGAUAUCUUAUAGCUAAACUGAAGCUAGAAAAAUAGCAACGGGACAAUUCAAUAUUAAACAUUAACCUAAAUUAAACAACACAAUCAUAUAAAAAAAAAAAUUUAUUGUGUUCAAAUUAUAUAUGUGUAGUUUAGCAAUUGUGAUGAUGAUUGAAAACUGUUCUCCGUUCAUUUUAUAUUAUUCAAUCUCAUGCAAAGUUGCUCUGGAACAUCAUACUUAGAAAUAAAAAAGCAACUUCCGAUAUCUCAUUUUUAAUGCAAAAAAUAUACAGGGUGUUAAAAAAGUUACGCAAAAUUAACAGAAGUUGAGAUAAAAAGCCACUUAAAAUAUUUAAUGACUAACACCUUUUCUCAGUAUUAAAUUACGGUGAACUGCCAUUUAAACAUUUCACGACUGCUGUUUUUUGACAGUUACUUUUUUAACCUUGCAAAAACGAAAAAUUUUACCUUAAUUUUGCGUAACUUUUUUAACAAUUUGUAGUUUAAUUCUUGUAAUUUGUAGUUUUUGUAAGUAUUAAUGUAGACGAAAACUUGUUAUUGCAUCGACGACUGCUAUCGAAUGACAGCCCAACAAGCCCUCUGAGGAUUCAGAAGCCUUUCAGAUUACGAUUUUAUUCAUAUAUACAUUGCAACUCCAAACACACAUAAUUUUUUUUGACUCCGUUUCAGUUCUAUUUACAGGGUUUACUACACGUAUAGUGUAAUAAUGAAAUAUCCUAGAUCUAGUACUAGUUAGAUUUUUUUUAAAUAUUUAGAAGCCAAACUUGUUUCAUGUAUAUGUUUCAAUAUGUUCAUGAUUCCAAUGGUGGUACUGAUAGCAACGAAAUUCGGAUUGUACAGGUUUUCAUCCUUCUGGCCUAAAUUCUUAUUAAUUUAUAUCAUGAAUGUUUCAUUUAAUUAUUUAUGCAAUUGAUGGUAUAUUCAUUCUAGAAAAGUUCAUCGUUCUAUCCACAUUUGCCAAAUAAAUACUGAAAUGAA
Molecule: messenger RNA, 5678 nt
Organism: Styela clava
Lineage: Eukaryota; Metazoa; Chordata; Ascidiacea; Stolidobranchia; Styelidae
Source: RefSeq, a predicted model, not a curated record